CUCAAUAAUUGAAACUGCCGAUGAAGAAAUUCAUUAGAAAUGAGAUACUAAGAGCACUAUACAAAACAUCUGAAAGCACCAGGCACACCUGGCUACGAAGGCAUUACUGAUGAGGUGCUCAAAAAGCUUCAUUUAUGAUUCUUAAACUUUGUCACUCCCCGGCUUAACGCCUGUUUAACAAAAAGUGUUUUCUCGGCCCAAUGGAAAGUAGCUGAAAUCAUCUUUUGAAACCAAGGAAGCUAUGAGAAGAUGUGAAGUCCGAUCGCUCCCUUAGUCUUCUUCUCGGCAGGAGGCGCGACCGCAAUUAGAAAAUUUAACAAAAUUUUUAUUUAUACUUAUUUAAAUUAAUUUCAUUUCUAAUUUCUGGAAGUUGGUCGAGCUAUAACGUGAACCCCUGGCCUACCGAAUGUCAGUAAGCAUAGCUAAGUCAAGCAGAACGGUUGGUUGGAACGCCUCAAAAGUGGUGAUUUUAACGUCGAAGACAAUGAGCGACCUUGGCCUAACCUAAAAAGUUCGAAGAUGAGGAAUUGGUGGCUUGAAUGAGUCAAAAUCUGUGCCAAACACAAACUGAAUCGCUCGUGAAUCAUUGGAAGUGGCUCAGCAUACAAUUUUCGUGGGGUUAAAACAAUCUGGAUUUAUUCAAAAACAAGAAAAUAGGGUGCCGUUCGAGUUGAAACCGUUAGUUGACGUAACUGCUAUUUGAAAGAUCUCAAAGGUAGGUGAUUUUGCGUCGGAUUGUGACUGGAGCUGAGAAGAGGAUAUACUACGAUAACCCCACGAAGAACAUUUACUAUGUCUAGCCUGGUGAUCUUUUAAGUAUUAUGCUCUGUACAUGGUGACACCAGAUUGGUGUAGUGUACCAAGAGCUGCUAAAACCAGGCAAAACUGUUUGCAGCGAAACGUUAAUUAAUGCAUUUGAGUCGCGAAUUGUGUGAAAAACGACCAGAAACCACCGAACGACAUGAUAGGGUUAUUUCGCAACAUCACAACGUGCGGCUCCGAGUGACUGUAAGUGUCGAAGACUUCGUGUAAAAGCUGAAAUGAAUGGUCAUACUCCAACCGCCGUAUUCUUCAGACCUUACUUCUUCCGAAUGCGUUACGGGUACGGAAGAUAUCGCAAAAUGGCUAAAUAAUUGUUUUGAGGACAGAGAUGAUUUUCGAAAAGCACCUGACAGAUGGGGAAAAAAAAUGGACCGAAUCAAUUUUGACUCCCAAUAGACUCGCGGCAACAAUAACCGAGAGCCAUCAAUCGUUCGGAGGCGACUUAGCAUGCACUGUGGAUCCCUUCAUUUAUUGCAAAACCAUCAAGACGCAAACCAACAGCUGGAGGAGAAUCUCGGCCGUAAAUCGUGAACACGUGCAAGGAUAUUUCGCCGCUUUUCAGUGCGACAAAGUUUACCGCACCCACAGAAGAAAAAAGCAAAUUUCACAGUCUAAACUUUGCAUUGCCUAAAUGCACACAAGCAUGUACACACCCUUUUGUGUAUAUAAAUAUGUAUGUACAUAUAUAUGUGCGUGUCACGCUGAAAAGCCAAGGAGUUGUCGACGACAUACAUACAUAUUUGGGGCGUUUGGGGUGCUGCUGUUAUUUCUGCUAAGGAAAAACUCUGUGCUUGCUAACGGCCGCAUGGAAAAUUGGCGAUAAAAUGAAGCGAAAAAUCGAUAACUGCGACUUCACUGACCGAACUCCAUUCACUGAUUGAUUGUGAAAACGAAAGAUUUUUACAUUUUAACAAAAGAAUUUAUAAUUUUUGGCUUUUUCGCGUUAAAUGGAGUUUUCUCAUUAAGGAAUUUCUUGAAAGAGCAUAUAUGUGCGACGAAUAGUGUGGGUGAUGGCAGCUAGACUAGCAGGCCAUCAUUUUGCUGGGCAGUAUAAUAUUUUAAAUGUUUCUUUCAAGUACUUUGCUGCACUUAAACCCACCUUUUAAUGUAUAAUUGGCUUUUUCUGCAAAACUCAGCAAGUAUACACAUUAAAUUCCAUUAAAAAUUGCUGGGAAAAACAUUGUGUUUGUUUUUUUUUACUGCGGGGCGCGGUAUGCAACAACAAAGAGCCACUAAUCCACGGGGGUGACUCUUUGUUAACUACAUACGCAGCGCCUAGCGACGCAGCGGAGCAUAUUUCAUAUUUUUCCUUUUUUUAAUUUGUUUAAAUAAUUUUUGCUUCAAAAAACAAAAAUAUUAAUUUUAUAUGUAUUUAUCUUUUUUUUUGUAUGCAGACACAACACUUCACUUAUACACAUUUCACCGAUUCUCUUUCUUUUAAAUACACUUCGCACUAACUUUUCCACACAAAUUCGUUUUUUUUUUUUAAAUU
Ceratitis capitata (Mediterranean fruit fly) is the source of this 2314-nucleotide messenger RNA. RefSeq lists its product as uncharacterized. NCBI's taxonomy places the organism in Eukaryota, Metazoa, Arthropoda, Insecta, Diptera, Tephritidae. The record is from RefSeq and is a predicted model, not a curated record. Bases 1151 to 1453 code for a protein of 100 amino acids. The transcript has 3 exons.